Prosopis cineraria is the source of this 1242-nucleotide messenger RNA. Its product is annotated as transcription factor MYB53-like. NCBI's taxonomy places the organism in Eukaryota, Viridiplantae, Streptophyta, Magnoliopsida, Fabales, Fabaceae. The record is from RefSeq and is a predicted model, not a curated record. The transcript has 3 exons. Bases 3 to 980 code for a protein of 325 amino acids.
AAAUGGGAAGAUCACCGUGUUGUGAUGAGAUUGGUUUGAAGAAAGGCCCUUGGACUCCCGAAGAAGAUCAAAAGCUUGUUAACUUCAUUCAAGAGCAUGGUCACAGGAGCUGGAGAGCUCUUCCAAAACUUGCAGGGCCGAACAGAUGCGGGAAAAGUUGCAGGCUACGAUGGACGAAUUACUUGAGGCCUGACAUAAAGAGAGGGAAACUUUCUGAAGAAGAACAGCAAACAAUUCUGGAUCUCCAUGCUAUCCUGGGAAACAAAUGGUCAGCAAUUGCAAGCCAGCUACCAGGACGGACAGAUAACGAGAUCAAGAAUUUCUGGAACACCCAUCUAAAGAAGAAGCCGAUACAAAUGGGUUAUGAUCCGAUGACACACCAACCUCGAACCGAUCUUUUCUCAAGUUUGCCUCGUCUCGUAGCAUGGGCUAAUCUCAAAGGACUUCUGGACCAUCAACCAUGGAAACAGAGUGCUGCUUUGAAACUGCAAGAAGAGGCUGUUCAAUUGAUCAGACAUCAAGGCUUACAACAUAUCUUGAAGCCUAAGCGGCCUCGACCUUCUGCAACUGAAGGCAACUUAAACCGUGACUCCACGAACUCGGAUUCCAUCAAUAUUAGUCUUCUGAAGUCCCUGGAUCUGACGAAUAACAACAACACUGUUUUAAGUUCAACCCACUUGGAAGACAAUAAUGUAAACAAUCCAUCUCCAGUCGGGGUCAGUAAUCUCCAAUUCGGCUAUGACUCGUUCUCUAACAUACCAGAGUUGAAAUCGCCUCGUUGCCAUCGCCAACCACCGUCGUUAAGUCAGGGAGCAAGUUCUCCCGAUUCAGCGUGGCUUCUUUCAUGCUCAAGCAGUAUUCCAUCUCCUUCCACUGCGCCAGAAAUUUCAAUGACAAAUACUGUUAUUUAUGGAGAGAUUGGUCCUUCCAUGUGGCCCGACCUCCUGCUGGAGGACCCUUUGUUCCAUGAGAUUUCCUAGUGCCUAGUAUCGCAUUAGUGUAAAAUGAAUAGUACGUAUAUUUAGCUACAAUCUAGUCCUUGUUCCAUAACAUUUAAUUAUUACCGGUUAUUCCUGUGGAGAUCUUGCGGAUAUAAACAGUGUUUGUCGUAUAUGAAUGUGCUUGCUUUGUCGCUUGAAGGUGUAAAAUGUAAACUGUGCUACCACCAAAGCCCUCUUCAAAAUAAUUAGCAAAAAAGUUGUCUAGCGGCCAUCAGUUUUCAAUGAGUACAACGCUUAUAAA